AUGCAGUUUGCUAAAGUAUUCAUCCCAGCCGCCGCUUUGCUUGGUUUCGUGCAAGCCCAGGGCAACACCACCACGCACACCUCGCACAACGCAGCCGCCAUGCCGCUGGACGGCAAGCACGUCGGUGCCAACGCAGGCGCGGCAGGCGCGCUCGUCGCAGGUGCUCUAGCGUUUCUGCUGUGA
Messenger RNA from Huiozyma naganishii CBS 8797, 183 nucleotides. RefSeq lists its product as uncharacterized. Bases 1 to 183 code for a protein of 60 amino acids. The record is from RefSeq and is a predicted model, not a curated record. The transcript has a single exon. Lineage: Eukaryota; Fungi; Ascomycota; Saccharomycetes; Saccharomycetales; Saccharomycetaceae.